Molecule: messenger RNA, 1091 nt
Organism: Syzygium oleosum
Lineage: Eukaryota; Viridiplantae; Streptophyta; Magnoliopsida; Myrtales; Myrtaceae
Exons: 4
Coding region: 1-846 (281 amino acids)
Source: RefSeq, a predicted model, not a curated record
AUGCCAUCAACUAGGGCGCUAUUGGCCACUAACCACUCGCUUGCCGGCCGCUCGGGCUCCGCGUUUCAAGUUCGUUAUCCUAACCGUCUCCUCUGCUCCACCGGGAGCCUGGCCCCUUCUUCUAUCUUAUCUACUGCCUUGCUCCUCGGCUCCCUACAGCUCCAGCCGCUGGCUGUAAUAGCUUGCUCUUCUCGGGUGGCUCGCACCGGGGGUGGUGCGGCUGAGCCAGAGUGGGCUCAGCAGUCGGCCUAUGUUUCCGGGCGCACGCGUUAUACAGAAGGGUGGGUUGGUUAUCUACUCUUAUGCGCCUUCCUUCUUCGAACCUUUUGGUAUGUAUUGCCCCCUAACUAUAGAUCAGAUCCACCGGACGAUAAACUCAAUUCCGCACUGCUGCUGAGUCGUCGGACUUAUCCACCAAGGGAUUCGUGGAAUUUCUCGCCCCCUUUUGGGUAUGCAGGUACUAUUAGUCCUCUCACUACCAACCAGCAGACAUCAUCUGGCUGGGUCUUGCCGGGGGGAUCGGAGCAAGAGGGAAGUCCUAGACGACGUUUUUCUUCCUGGGCUGCAGUAAGUAGAUCGAGAGGUCGUUCCGCCCCUUGUCCCCGAAGAUGGGUAAUCUGUUCUCAAAAAAUGUUGCUCCAAUCUGACCUAGCUGGCGAGCGAUCCCAGUUCGCGGCAGAGAACAAGACAGCAAGCGAGCGUACCUUUGUUCGCUUCUUCUCCACCAAGCACGGAAGUUUAAGGAUAACUGUAGGUCGGUGGCUACCUAAGGAAACUCCGAUUCGAUCUUCCCCCCGGCUGGGAGGCAUCUACCUGAUCCCGAUCACAAGGAGAGGUUCACCAUGAUGGGGGGUACUUUUUUUUCCCUUCCGGAAAGAAUGAAAUGCAUAGGGGACCAUCCUUUUGUUGCGGCAUGCUCUUCAGAUUUACGGAUUCGCAGGGGGCCUCAGGCCCUACUUAGUUGACUGACAAUGACAAAGGCUUGCGAAAGUAGGGCCUUUUCUUUUCCUUUUUGAAUAACCCAUUCUCAUUAUCUUUCAUAAGUCAAGUAGGCGAACCUAUAGGUCCUUAGUAGCGUUGACAAAGAAGAA